UAAACCUACAAAUCUGUCAAACUUGUUACGUUGACGUUUUUGCGAAAAUCCUUUCUUUAUUUUAGUGGAAUUAUAAUAAACUUUACAACGGCCUCCGGUAACGGGUCACCGUCGCGAGUACAGCGGAGCGUCGACCGUGAUGUAAGGGCUCGCGGUGACGAGCACUCGCCUAUGUCAGACUCCCAGACACAGGGCCCUGAGGCCAUGACAGAAAGACGUCCGUUCUUCUACCCAGACAGCAGCAGUGAUACGGAGGAGUACAGAAGAGACGAGGAACGUCGCAAGCGAUUAUCGAAGCGCACUGGCCCGAAUAUCCGAACGCGUCCUACGAUGCCGCCGAAGAAUUUGAGCGCGAAUAAUCCUACACCUUCGACGUCUACUGCUCAGGAACCGCCAAGAAAUGGUCCGAAGAGUCAAAACCAGCUUGGAGAAGACAGGAUAACGCUCGUGGUGGAUAAUACGCGGUUCGUGGUGGAUCCGGCGCAGUUCACAGCUCAUCCUAACACUAUGUUGGGCAGAAUGUUUAGUUCUGGCCUAGAAUUCACGCACCCCAACGAGCGCGGCGAAUACGAGGUCGCCGAAGGUAUAUCAGCGACCGUCUUCCGAGCCAUCCUGGAGUACUACAGGCUGGGCAGCAUCAGGUGCCCCCCCACUGUCUCCGUGCAGGAGUUGAGGGAGGCCUGUGACUAUCUGCUCGUGCCUUUCGAUGCUAAUACUGUUAGGUGCCAGAACCUUCGAGGGCUCCUCCACGAGCUAUCAAACGAGGGUGCCCGCCGUCAGUUCGAGUCCUUCCUCGAGAGACUGAUACUUCCCCUCAUGGUGGAGUCAGCACAGCGAGGGGACAGGGAGUGUCAUGUAGUAGUGUUACUGGAUGACGAUUCAGUGGAGUGGGACGAGCAGUACCCCCCGCAGAUGGGGGACGAGUACUCCCAAACCGUGCUGUCUACUCCUCUGUAUAGGUUCUUCAAGUAUAUUGAGAAUAGGGACGUAGCCAAACAGGUAAUGAAAGAGCGUGGUCUAAAGAAAAUCCGUCUCGGCGUCGAAGGUUACCCGACUUACAAAGAAAAGGUGCGGAAACGCCCCGGGGGACGAGCCGAAGUCAUCUACAACUAUGUCCAACGCCCCUUCAUACACAUGUCCUGGGAAAAGGAGGAGGCGAAGUCGCGUCAUGUCGACUUCCAAUGUUUUAAGUCGAAGUCGGUGACUAAUUUGGCGGAGGCGACCGCGGACCCUGUGAUUGAAUUGGACGCUAAUAGGGUCAGGGAUGAGGAGGUACCUGAGCCUGUUCCCGAACCUGAGGUGGAAGAGGCUCAGUGAUCAUCAGGCCGCUCCUCGAGAGCGGUAGCGCGGGUUCUAACAGGAUUACUUUGUUGGCUCUGAGGGUACCUCUAUGUGUGAUGUGGGCGCAUUUCUGAACGGAACGCUAGUUUGAAUCGAGUUUGAAUUUCGAAUUUUAUUAGAAGCCGGAGUUGAAACGGCGAUUUGUAAUUGGAAUUCGGAGUUUGAAAUUGGAAUUCUGUGUUUUGGGGAGUUGAAACUCGGAUUUGUAAUUGGGAUUCCGAGUUUGAACUUCGAAUUUUACCACAAUACGAAGUUUGAAAUUGGAAUUGUGUUUGCGAGGGUUGAAACUCCGAUUUGUUUGAGCUUCGAAUUUUAUAUGAAACUCGGAGUUUGAAAUUGGAAUUGUGUCUGUUUAAGUUUGAAACUCCGAUUUGUGAUUCGAAUUUGGGGUUUGGAAGGUUGGAAUUUAAUUUUGUUUUUGGAAUUCGGAGUUUGAGAUUGGAAUAAUGGUUUUUUGGAGAGAAGAUCUCCGAUUUUAAUUGGAAUUCGAAGUUCGGAGUCUUAUGUGGCGAUUUCGAAAUUGAAAUUCAACUAUUGGAAAAUGUAACCCACUCAUACAUAGAUAAACGUCAAAAUAAAGUGGAAAAGUGUCGCGUUUAGGAGGUGAGAGACUUUUGUACUUAUACGCACAUAUUGUACGGUAUGCUUUGGUACAGUGGCGUGCAUUGAAAUAGGUACAGUUUUACACUGGCGUGCAAAUAAAAUGGGUUAUUUGGGAUUGUUGCGAGUUUUUUGUAAUGGAGCGAUUUGUAAAGGCAGGCUAGUUCAAAAAGUAUUUUUGUGAACUUAUUAGCCUAGAAAGAUGGUCUGAAUGUACUUAUGGAAAAUACAAAUAACAAUAAUAUGUAAAUCUAUUCCAUUGGGUGGUGACUCAUUUUUGAAAAUUAAUGGAUAGGUACUGUAUUAUUACUUAAAUUGCAGUCUAAAAUGUGACGUAAAGUUGAUUCUGUGAUAAUAUGUCCAAGUGCCCAUUUUUUAUGCAAGCCAGUGUAAACUGUACUUUGAAAAAAAAAACCUAGUUAACCGAAAUAUACUUACGUGUUUAGAAGAACAUUUUAUUUUACGAUAUAGUUUUAUUCUAUGUCUUUACUCGUUUUUUUGGUUAAAUAAAAUGGAUGGAAAUGGAAAAAAAAAACAUGUUCAAUCAUUUUGAGUAAAUAAUGUCUUUGUUGGUAAUGCACCACUUUUUAUGAUUUUUUGGAAACGAAAAAUAGUGUACUUUAAUGAGUACUUCAGUGAUUUCAUAUACGACACUCACUGGUUCAAACAUGUCGAAAAAUAUCUUUUAAGCAUUUUAUUCUGAAAUUCUCGAAAAAUUACAGAUGUUGAUUUUUUUUUACAAUUAUGUACUAUCGACCAAUGACAUGUAUGAUCCAAUUUGUCGAAAAUAUCGUUGGAAACUGUCAAACAUUACUCUUUUACGGUGCAAAUCGAAUUUCGACCUUAUUGUGUUUAUUUUUGGUCGAUAUUACAUUAAAACAAAAAUAUACAGCCUUUCUACAAAAACUUAAACACCUUUUGAACACUUAUCUAAAUAAAAAAGUGUGGCUGCAAAACGGACCUUAUUUCAACGUCAUAGUCUGGCAUAUUUUAGACAAGUGUUCAACAGACGUUUAAAAGUUUUUGUUUAAAUGUUUUUUUAAUAUAAAUACACUUGAAAUUUUACAUAAGUGGUGCAUUAACCUAGUCUUAUGGGGGCUAUCAUGUCUUAAGUUUGCUAGAAAAAUCUUACUAUAAAAAAAAAAUAAAAUUUCCAAGAAACUAUCGUGCAAAAUAAUUCGCUGUUUUAAUUAAAAUUAAAAACAAAAUGUACUGAAACAUUCCUAUAGAAAACUGGGCUAAUUAUUUUGCACGGCAGUGUAAGUUUCAAAUAUUGUUAUGCUCGUCUAAGCUGAAAUGACACAUUUACACACACUCAAGAAAUCAUUCGAUUGGUAUUUACUAACAAAAACUAUAUUCUUCUAUAUCUAUGGUCAAACCAACCACUGAAUCAUCGUCUCCCGAGCCUUUUCCCAACUAUGUUGGGGUCGGCUUCCAGUCUAACCGGAUGCAGCUGAGUACCAGUGUUUUACAAAGAGCGACUGUCCUAUCUGACCUCCUCAACCCAGUGUUACCAAGGGUUGCUCGGGUAAACCCUUGGUAAGACUGGUUGCCAGGCUUACUGGCUUCGGGCUACCCGUAACGACUGCCAAGGAUGUUCAAUGACAGCCGGGACCUCCAAUUUAACGUGCCCUCUGAAACACAGUCAUUGGUGUCUAAGAUAUACUUAGAAAGUACAUACAAACUUAGAAAAGUUGCAUUGGUACUUGCCUGACCUGGAAUUGAACACACACUCAUACUUGAGAGGUGACCGAAUGACCAAUUUUUAUAUGUAUUGCGUUUAUAUUAUGUGUGUGUAAAUGUAGUGUCAUUUUAGCUCAGUUGAGCUAUAGAUGCCCAACCUAUGUGUUCAGCAUCAAAAUUGUUGCGACUACGCACGGCUUAGCUAAUAUUUUAGUAGAAGGGUUUCAUUUUGCUUUAUUUAUUUUUUAAUUGAGCUUUUGCAAACAUCUUAAUGGUAAAUCUAGGUACACUAAUAUAGCUGAAUAUAUUCUUUUUUUGUACACAGUAAUCUCAGAAACUACUGGUCCGAUUUAAGAAAAAUAAUCAGUGUUAUCUGUAAACUUUCAAUCGCCAAUUAAGCUAUUAGCCUAGCCGUGUCGUAUUUGGUUAAACAUAACUAAUACUAUUAUUCGUCUUACUAAGCUUUUUGUACUUGUGUAAGUACAUUCGACAAAACAAUUAAAUAUCUGUAAUUUUUGUAUUUUUGUUUUUGUAAAAUUGUGUUUUAAUAACAAGAUCAUUUUCACAUAUUUUUUUCAUUGAAAAACUUAUUUUUUACUCAGAAAUGGAGCUAUUCGUCUGAGGAAUUAUUUUUUGUCGAUUGUACUUAAUCUAGAACAAUAUUUCUGAAUCUAAACACCGCAACAUUAAAAUAUAAUAAUAAUAACGAAUUGAUUAUUAUUCGUAAGACUAUUACUUGUAUUUAGAUUUUGUAAAACAACUAGAAAGUAAUUUGUACGGAACAUAUGUUAGAUUUUGUAUUAAAAUUAUACAUAUCUGCUGA
Helicoverpa armigera (cotton bollworm) is the source of this 4447-nucleotide messenger RNA. RefSeq names its product BTB/POZ domain-containing protein 10 (gene mri). Gene Ontology annotation, biological process: positive regulation of phosphorylation. The transcript has 5 exons. Lineage: Eukaryota; Metazoa; Arthropoda; Insecta; Lepidoptera; Noctuidae. Gene Ontology annotation, molecular function: protein binding. Gene Ontology annotation, cellular component: cytoplasm. Bases 172 to 1317 code for a protein of 381 amino acids. The record is from RefSeq and is a predicted model, not a curated record.